AUGAGAUUGUUGACCACGUUUCGCUUUGGGGGCAAUCCUUCUACAGUCGAGAUGGGUUUCUACACAUUAGACUAUCGGAGAGCUCCUUCAAUGGCCUCAGCUCCAUCUACGAGUGGAAGUGAAUUCGGCGAUAUAAGUGACAGUGAACUGCCUGUUCUUGAGAGCGAUGACGAUUCGGACGAGGAAUUUGAGAAGCUGCAGAGUUUGUCUUGCGAAUUGCGUCAGAAAACAUUCGAAAAAGAACAUCCUGACGGAGUGCCUAAGCAGAAGAGGGUGAAAGUUGAGAAAGUGAUAGACAAAAGCGACUUGGAGCAUGAUUUGGCUCCAUGGGAAGAUGUGCUGCAGAAGAUCGACGAACAUCGUUCAAAUUUGGGGAAAUGGAUUGCACAGGAUGCGCUUGCUACUGAGCUCACUCAGAUCGUGCACGGAGACGAAGGAUUGCGCACUGCUCAGCGAUGUUCUAGAGCACUCUUUCAAGGUUCUAUGGAAGAUGUUCAGUCUUUGAACAGGUCCGAGCUCCUAUCACUGUUUGGUACCACCGUGAAAGUAGCUCGCAGUGAAGUUGAAACUAUGGGUGAUCUGGCCGACCGAACAAGAGCAGAUAAUAUAAAGGGCUCCAUGUUAAUGACGAAAGGAGCCUUUAAAAUCAACGGAGAGAAGUUCAUUGACAACACUGUGCCACUUGAUUUCAAGCGGAUAAGUCUUACUGGAGCGCCUGAUCUCACUUUGAUAUGUUGGGGUAAACGCAAGUUCCAAUUGGUGCAAUGGUACAUGAGUGCUGGUCGAGCUCACUCGAAGCUACAGCUCCUCGUGCUUAAAACAUACCGUGACUUUCUGCGUGCAGCCCGCCCACUUGAUCCUUCGGUUCGUCAGCAAGUACAGUGUGAAUUCCGUGAGGCGGCAAAACGUUAUCAGCCAUCCGACAUACUUCCGAUUGAAUACAGUUUGCGAAGAGCGAAUACCCAGAGAACGAUGGCGGAUCAUAAAAUCCUCCCCGUGUUUGCGUUUGUAGACGAUGGUGAACAGCUUCAACAACUCCGCGAAUAUCUCAACAACGUUGGAAAAGCUAAGUUGGACCCGAAAGGGCCGGCCGAUGUGUCAGAUAAUUUGAUCGAUAUCUGUUCACAACUUACGGUAAUGGGUGCUUGUCCACAUCCUGUGGAGGUUGAUUUUAUUCUCAACUCGAUCUGCUCGCUCAUGGUAUUGGUACCAGCUGAGAAGGCAUUAACUGUUGUCAAUGCUUUUUGUAAAGCGAUCACUCCUGCCCAUUUCAAAGGACUCGGGUGGAAUAGCAAUGUCGAGGAAGCUGUGCUGUUGAAGAAGAUCAGGCUUCUCACUCUAAUGAGCAUUGCAGAAAAUAACCACGUUAUACAUCUUGAUACUCUCGCAGAAGAGCUGGAUUUGUCACCAGAUGAUCACUUGGAAGAGUUCAUCAUUGACGCUAUUCAAGUGAAUGCUAUUUCUGGCAAAUUAAAUGAAAUGACGCGGACAUUAGUUGUGAGCUCUUUCCAACACCGGCAGUUUGGACGAGAACAAUGGCAAACUCUGCAGCUUCAACAACUCCGCGAAUAUCUCAACAACGUUGGAAAAGCUAAGUUGGACCCGAAAGGGCCGGCCGAUGUGUCAGAUAAUUUGAUCGAUAUCUGUUCACAACUUACGGUAAUGGGUGCUUGUCCACAUCCUGUGGAGGUUGAUUUUAUUCUCAACUCGAUCUGCUCGCUCAUGGUAUUGGUACCAGCUGAGAAGGCAUUAACUGUUGUCAAUGCUUUUUGUAAAGCGAUCACUCCUGCCCAUUUCAAAGGACUCGGGUGGAAUAGCAAUGCAGGUCAUGCUGUCCAUGUUUUAUCAAAUUUGUUCCGAGGAUUCGCCGCUCAUCCUAAGAUCCAGGAGGUACUGUACCGAGCACUCGUUGCCAUGUGCUCUGAAGCUCGUAUGAUUGGCGAACUCGACUGCUCAACGGAGAACUUGCAAAAGCAGUUCAAGCAGUGGGGAACAGCUGUUGAUGGGCAACGUGAUAUCCUCCGUCUAGUCCAUAUUGGUCUUCUUGAAGAUCAAAAAGCAGAUCAAGCGGCCAAGGUAAUGAUUAUGCUGCUGGGUACUUACACUGAGAAAGAUGCAGCGCUGGCGCGAGAAGACGCAAUCGAAUGUGUACGGACUGCAGUUGUUGAUCCCAAAUCCUUCUCAUUUGACCAUCUUCAACGUCUCUGUGCUGUCAAAGCUUUACAAAAGUCCGAUCCCUUGAUGUACUCGGCUCUUGAACUGUUCAUCUCCGGAACCCUCAAAGACUAUCGUGCAUUUGUCAAAGCCCACCCUGAAUUCGUUGGAGAUAAACUCAAGGUCGAGGAAGCUGUGCUGUUGAAGAAGAUCAGGCUUCUCACACUAAUGAGCAUUGCAGAAAAUAACCACGUUAUACAUCUUGAUACUCUCGCAGAAGAGCUGGAUUUGUCACCAGAUGAUCACUUGGAAGAGUUCAUCAUUGACGCUAUUCAAGUGAAUGCUAUUUCUGGCAAAUUAAAUGAAAUGACGCGGACAUUAGUUGUGAGCUCUUUCCAACACCGGCAGUUUGGACGAGAACAAUGGCAAACUCUGCAGAAGCGACUGCAGACACUCGUGAACAACUUGAAGCAGUCACACGCCAAUAUUCACAGCAUCAAUCAACACGUCGACAGUCUUGCCUAA
Molecule: messenger RNA, 2679 nt
Organism: Ostertagia ostertagi
Lineage: Eukaryota; Metazoa; Nematoda; Chromadorea; Rhabditida; Trichostrongylidae
Source: the annotation of a GenBank genome assembly